AUGGAAGAGCGACACAAUCAUAUGGAAACAGCACAUACAGCAGAAUGUUCGAUAUGCAAGAAGAUCUACACUAGUUCAUAUUUAAAGGAACAUAUGACAUUCCACUAUGAGUCAUCUCGUGUGACGUGCAACGUUUGUUCCAAAGUUUUCUCCAGUAUUAGUAACUUACGCAAACAUGAGAAAAAACAUGAAAAUCGUGGCAUUCCAAUCCGGGACAAGAGGCGUUUGUUCAAGUGUUCUGAGUGUCCGGAGACUUUUCAAACACAAAAGUUCUUAGAG
This is a messenger RNA of Paramuricea clavata, 279 nucleotides long. NCBI's taxonomy places the organism in Eukaryota, Metazoa, Cnidaria, Anthozoa, Malacalcyonacea, Plexauridae. The record is from the annotation of a GenBank genome assembly.